Molecule: messenger RNA, 2973 nt
Organism: Kluyveromyces lactis
Lineage: Eukaryota; Fungi; Ascomycota; Saccharomycetes; Saccharomycetales; Saccharomycetaceae
Gene: RTT10
Product: tRNA (34-2'-O)-methyltransferase regulator RTT10
Exons: 1
Coding region: 1-2973 (990 amino acids)
Biological process (GO): tRNA methylation
Cellular component (GO): cytoplasm
Molecular function (GO): protein binding
Source: RefSeq, a predicted model, not a curated record
AUGCUACAAAAACUGAAUCAUGUUGGUCCCUCUCUGGCCGUAAAAUUCUAUGAGAAGUGGUGCUUAUGUUCACAAGGUCCAUUCAUCGAGGUAUUCGAUUAUUCGAAUGGAUCUAGCAUUAACCGCUGUCAUAUUUUCCAUAGAAACAAAGUUCAUGGUAUUAGCAUAGAUAAGACAUCUGGAAAUGUGUUGGUUUACGGUUCAAGAUCCUUUUCAAUCGUCAAUAUAAAUGAUCUCUUUUCGAAAAGUGAAGUGCUUGACCAGGAGAAAAUGACUGGUGAAUGGAUCAUGAGCGGUGAGUUUAGCUUCAAUAAAGAAGAAAUAUAUCUUUUAACCAGUUACAACAGAGUUCUGAUCAUCGAUCCAGAUAACUUCACUGUUAAAAGUACUCAUUUUGUGGAAGGUGAACGGUCGAUUUUAUAUUCUGGUUCCAUAAAGGUUCUUCGCCAUAAGGUUCUCGUAAAUGCUGGAACAAUCAUGAAUGGUAUUAUAGUAUGGGAACUAGACUCAAAGAAGAAAAUACACACUCUGCGUGGUCAUGAAGGUUCUAUCUUUUAUGUGACUACUAGUAAUAAUGGGAAACUUCUAGCCAGUUGUUCUGAUGACCGUUCCAUAAUUAUUUGGGAUAUGGUUUCUGGAAAGCUUUUAUCAAGGGCUUGGGGCCAUACAGCGAGGAUAUGGAAUUUAAAGUUCUUCAAUGAUGAUACACAGCUCAUCAGCGUUUCAGAGGAUUGUACAUGCAGAGUCUGGAACUACAAGAACGAUGAAUUAACUAUAAAAGAUAUUUUCGAGAGUCAUCUAACUAAGAAUGUGUGGGGGGUUGAUGUGGAGGAAACCAAUCUAAUUGCUAUAAGUGGAGGAAACGAUGGUCGGUUAAAAGUUACGGAACUUGUCCCGCAUAAUAGAUCAUGCAAUAUUGAACUUUCUCUGGAAAGCAUCUCAGAACAAUGCGACGGUUUCAUUCAUAAAGCCAAUGAAAUUGUAAAAGGUUUCCACUGGUUUGAUUUUGGUUUAGUUUUAAUCACAUCGGAAGGUAACAUACUUGAAUACCUUCAAAAUAUAGAGGAAUGGAAGUUCUUAGAUUAUGACGAUCGAUUUUUCAGUUUUUCUAUUACCCAAGGAAACGAAAACACCAUCUUCUUCAUGAACAACAAAUGCUUAUUGACAUCGUUUAAAUUUGAUAAAUUCGGUUCUGUGUUGCAAAAAGUCGACUAUGAACUAGAACUUCUUACUAAAACGGUAAACUGCUUAUCAGUAAGACACACUGCUCAUUUCUACCUUAUAAUUGAAUCGCCGAAUCCUAGAGACCCACUGUUGAUGUUAAAAUUCAACCAUGGUUCCUGUGCUCCAACAGAAAGGUAUACGUUUUCUAAACCUGAAAACAUGAUAUCAAGUUGCGCAGAAGUUCAUAAUAAUCGCUUACUGGUGGGUGCAAGAUUCAGCUUGGCAUUUAUCUUCGACCUUGCAUCAGAAACGAAACCUCCAAUUGUGGUUAAAACUCAAGCAGCUGAUGCAAUAACUUCUAUUAACUAUUUGGAAACCACAGAGAAUGAUGCAUUAUUCUCAAUGACUAACAGAGAUGGAACUUAUUUCUUUGUUGCUGUAGACUUCAGAAGCUCUGUGUACAAAACAAUACACGCCAAUAAAAUUAGCCGAGGUUUUUUGGAAGGUUCAUUUUAUGAUUCAAAUGAUGAUUUCUUCGUCUACGGAUUUAAGUCUAACUUGUUCCAUAUUUAUAACGAAUCCCAACAAUAUGAAGUAUUCAGCCAACCAUGUGGCGGAGCACAUAGGCAAUGGAAGCUUUUUGGAUCUCAAGAGCAACAACAGGUGCUCUGUUUUGUGAAAAAUUCUACCCUCAACAUUACUAAGAUACCCAAAGGCAAAUACCCAGGAGCUUUAAAAAAUGGAACUCAUGGAAGGGAAAUAAGGGAUAUCUCAUUCCGAAAACGCUCAAACUAUUGUAAGGAAAACCUACUAUUUAUUACUGGAUCAGAAGACACAACAGUUAAAUUGUCUUCUAUCAAUUCAGAAACCGGAGCUAUUCAAAAUUUCUGGACUCUGAAAUCUCAUGUGUCCGGCUUACAACGAUGCAAAUUCAUCUGUGACAAUUUUUUCAUUACGUGUAGUGCAAGGGAAGAGCUAUUCUUAUGGGAAUUGAAUGAUCAAUUCUCUCAUCCAUAUGUGAAUUUGAAACAGAAACUAAUCCCUUCUAUGAACAAUCCAGACCUUCGGAUAAUGGAUUUCGAUGUGCUAUUUUUGAAUGGUGACACUUGCGAUUUCAUAAUGGCUACAGUAUACAGUGACAGUUCAGUGAAAGUAUGGCACUACUUUAACGAGCAAAAUUCUUUCACCUUGAUCAUAGAUGGAAGAUAUGAAACCUGUUGUAUCUGGAACGUUGCUUUCAUUCCGUUACAGAAUUGCUUGAAACUUCUGAUUGCACCAACAGAUGGUCAUUUAAUUACAUGGGACAUCACUAAUUCCGUUCCGUUCGAGAUAAGGAAUAAUGAGCUUUUUGACAGGGGCCUCAAAUUGGAAACAAAACAAUUACAAAACUGGUCCGAAAAAAUCCUGGUACACACAGCAGGUAUCAAAUCACUCGACGUGAAGCUUGACAAGUCUUCGGAUUCAUUCAAAGUAUAUUCUGGGGGUGAUGACAAUGCUGUAGCCAUCACUAAAUUUACGAACAAUGACAACUACACGAUGAAAGCCGAAAUACUAGAUCACGAUUCGUAUGCUGCUUCAUCAACAGUAACAUCAGUGAAUCUGUUAGAUAAUGACACAAAAUUAUUGGCUACAUCAGUGGACCAGGUCAUAAGAAUUAGGGACAUUACGAAUGACAAACUGAAAAUAACGGAGAGCAAAUAUACCACAGUAGCAGAUACCGGUUCCAGUGAUAUAGUUACGUUACCAAACGUCCAGAAAACACUUAUAUUAAUAGGAGGAUUAGGACUUUCCUGUUGGCGAGAUGAAUAA